AAAGAAUAAUUUCUAACUUCUUUCUCGACAUGGCAAGUGUAGCAGUCCAACAAGGCAAAAACCUGGCAAGCGGAGGGACAAAAACCCUUCUCUCAAAGAAAACAUAAGUCAGAACAAGGGUUUUAGGCGGCUGGAUUGCUGCCUCUCGACCUGAGGAGGCGGCGAAGCCCGAAGGGAAAGUAAAAUGAAGUGGUUUAAGCCCGCUGCACGGCUAGGCUAGGCUAGGGUUUCGCCUCCACGCGAUGUAUCGUCACCUCCGCCUCCGCCUCCGCUGCCGCCGCCUCCUCUCCACCUCCGCUGCCGCCUCCUCUCCACCUGCACAGUCGGCUCCUCUCCUUUUCCGCCACCGUCCCAUCUCCUCUCUUUCUUCUCCGCCCCAUCCCCAGUCCCUCUCCCCUAGCCCUCCCCGCUACCUCCCCCCCGAUCCCGAUGACCCCUCCACCCUCCUCCGCGAGGACCCCAUCUCACUCUGCGCUUCCCUCUGGAUCGACAACUUCCGCGACCCCUCCGCCACGGCCUCCUCCCUCUCCCCCCACCUCCGCCGCCUCGAGCUCUGGGUGCUCGCAUACCAGAAGGCUUACGCCGACGAGACGGGUUCCUACCUUCCCAAGUCCUCCGUCUCCCGCCCCGCCCUCGAAUCCCUCCUCGCCCUCCGCAACGCCGUCCUCGACGGCCGCUUCCGCUGGGGCGCCCGCCUGGACCUCUUCAUUCGCUCCCCCCGCGACAAGACCGACCCCUCCUCCCUCUCCAAGCGCAAGCUCCGCGCCCUCCUCACCUCCACCCAGCCCCCGCCCUUCCAGGACUGCAUCGUCCAAGAAGUCCUGCUCAUGAUCCUCGAGCCCAUCUACGAGGCCCGCUUUUCUCAGAAAUCUUUCGCCUUCCGCCCCGGCCGCAGCCCCCACGCCGUCAUCCGCACCAUCCGCCGCAGCUUCGCUGGCUACCUCUGGUACAUCAAGGGCGACCUCAGCACCAUUCUCGACGGGGUCAAGCCUGCGCUGAUCAUCAAUGCGUUGAUUCGGGACGUCAGGGAUAAGAAAGUGGUGGACUUGAUCAAGUCGGCACUCACUACCCCGGUGAUCACUGGCCGCCCCAUGGACGAGGAGGCUGCCAGGAAGAAAAAGAAGAAGAGGAAGUAUCAGAAGAAGCGGGUCUUGGCCGAGGACGAGCCGAAGCCCGACCCCUACUGGCUCCAAACCUUUUUUGGCUUUGCCCCUGAAGAGGCCGAGAAGCUCCCCGAUUGGGGCCACUGCGGGGUUUUGAGCCCCUUGCUUGCAAAUGUGUAUCUUGAUGAGCUUGACAAGUGGAUGGAGGAGAAGAUCAAGGAGUUCUACCGGCCUUCGAAGUCUGAUGUUAUAUGGACCGGCGGUGAAGAGCAGGGGAACACGUCAUGGCCGGAGUUUGUCCCGACCAGCGGGCCUGACAAGACCCGGAAGACGGACUACGUUCGAUAUGGUGGGCACUUCUUGAUCGGGGUCAGGGGGCCUCGGGCAGAUGCUGCAGUGCUUAGAAAGCAGUUGAUUGAAUUCUGUGACCAGAGGUACCAGCUAAAAUUAGACAAUGAGAGCCUCCCGAUCGAGCACAUCACCAAGGGGAUCAUGUUUCUUGACCAUGUGCUGUGCCGCCGAGUGGUGUAUCCAACGCUGAGGUACACGGCGACUGGUGGGAAGAUCAUCAGCGAGAAGGGUGUAGGAACACUAUUAUCGGUCACUGCUAGCCUGAAGCAGUGUAUCAAGCAGUUUAGGAAGUUGGAGUUCUUGAAGGGUGAUCGGGACCCUGAUCCACAGCCCUGUUUCAGGAUGUUCCAUGCCACACAGGCGCACACAAAUGCCCAGAUGAACAAGUUCUUGCAAACUAUCGUGGAAUGGUAUCGGUAUGCCGAUAAUCGCAAGAAAGUUGUGAACUUUUGUUCUUAUAUCAUAAGGGGAUCCUUGGCAAAGCUAUAUGCUGCCAAGUACAAGCUGCGGUCGAGGGCAAAGGUGUACAAAAUUGCAUCGAGGAAUCUCAGUCGGCCAUUGAAGGAAAAGAAGGGGCAGUCACCCGAGUACCAUAAUUUGUUGCGGAUGGGUCUGGUGGAUUCAAUUGAUGGGCUUCAGUACACUCGGAUGUCUCUGGUGCCUGAGACGGAUUACACCCCAUUUCCAGGUGGCUGGAGGCCGGAUCAUGAGAAGGUUUUGUUGGAGUAUAUAAGGCUUGAGGACCCAAGGACUCUUGAAGAGCAGAGGAAUUGUCUUAGGAAGCAGGGCCUUGUUACCCCGCAAGAUUAUGUUUCAGUGCUCGUUUGGAACUACAAGAAGAGUGCUCUUGUCUUGCCUCCUCUGGAGGAGAAUGAUGCCCAAAGAGCUAAAGAAGAGUUAUUGGGAUCAAAUAGGGAUGAAAUCAAGGAUAAGAUAGGAGAAGGCGAAGAGAAUGGAGGUGUCUUACAGGCUGCACAGAUGUGAGGGUGUGAGGGUGAUUGGCUAUUGCUCUGUGUGUUUCUGUUGAGUGUGAAAAUAGGAGAAGAGCAUGACACAGUUUCUGAGUUGUAUUCUGAUUGGCAACCAACAAUUCUACCUAUAAAUUAUAUAUUAGGGUAGUCUGUACAUUUGCAAAAUGUAUCACUAAAAUCUGUUGGAGAAAAUAAUAUUCAUUAACUUACUUGGUUAAAAAAGAAUGCUUCCAAGGUCUUUCUCCAACGAACUACCAUUCACAAAUAUCCCCAUGUGGAGCUUAUAACUUUGAUUCUGUAAUGGUAUUUAUUGAUCAGAGUGCUAAUUCAAGAAACAGUCAGCCACAAAUACUAGCCCACUGGUCUGUACAUGGCAAAGAUGAGAGCGAAGCUGAAGCCACUUCGUCAAGUACUUGUGGCCUUGUUUGGAUUUUGAAUUUCCUGUAACGGCCUUGCGGAAAGUGGAAGGAAUUAAAUUUUUAGUUAAAUUGUUAUUCCUACCUGAAGUCACUCCCUCUGCACAAGGACUAGUGUUGUUAUUGCAGUUUUCCACUGACCAAAUUUUUGUGGCCGGACUUAGCAGAACUAAAGCAGCACUUGCAAGAACAUAUAAUUGUAAUCAGCUGCUUGUCAUGCUGCUGUUGGUUUGAAGCUAAUGCAACUCGAGCAUAGUUCUCUGAUUGCAUAGUGAUUUUUCUUUUCCUCUGUCUCUCUCUUUUUACUUUUUUUGGGGGGCUGCUUUUCUGCUGAGCGACAUUGUACUCCUGUGUCAUCAAGGUCUUCAAUAUAUGCUUAAAUAGAAGCAUAUAUCCAGAAUUAUUCUUGCUUUAUCGGAGUUUGACACAAUGAAAA
This is a messenger RNA of Phoenix dactylifera (date palm), 3277 nucleotides long. Its product is annotated as Intron maturase, type II family protein. NCBI's taxonomy places the organism in Eukaryota, Viridiplantae, Streptophyta, Magnoliopsida, Arecales, Arecaceae. The record is from RefSeq and is a predicted model, not a curated record. Gene Ontology annotation, biological process: mRNA processing.